Molecule: messenger RNA, 3596 nt
Organism: Vespula vulgaris
Lineage: Eukaryota; Metazoa; Arthropoda; Insecta; Hymenoptera; Vespidae
Exons: 6
Coding region: 534-1751 (405 amino acids)
Source: RefSeq, a predicted model, not a curated record
CGCGAGAAGUCAGUCGACUCGUUGCCUCGGUACGGGUAGCGUCGUUUCGUAGUUUCUUUCUUUUUAACGGGUCCGCGUCGCGCGUGUUGGCUCGCGCGCGCGCGCGCCACCACUCGCCUGCCAUUCUCGUCCUUUAUUUCUUUUUCUUUCUUUUCUUUUUUUUUCGUUUCUACGUGUUAGUGCUUUUGCCAGAUCUCGCGAGUGCGAAGAAACCUGAGAAAAGUGUGGACGUACGAGAGAAUGUAGCCGAGAAAGCGGAGAGGAGGGAGAAGGACGCGAAGGAGGAAGGACCACGACAUUGGGAAUAAGUGGGAAGGAAAGGGAUAGACGAGGGUGAAGAACAGAAGGGUGAUCUCGUUUUGCGAGAGGGAAGAGAAAUAAAGAAAGAAAGAAAGAAAGAGCGGUGGUUGAUCGUGUCUGCUGGAAAAGGAGAGCGGAUGAAACGGUGGCGAAACGUGGCGAACGCGACGAAGAAAGGAUAAAGGGUUAUAAGAGAAAGAAGAGAUCCCCGAUGUGUGCUGCAGGACCGUACGAUGGCCGGGGCCCUGUCUGAGAAUGCCCCGAGGCCCGUGAGCGUCGUUGGCGUCGACGGUAGUACCGUGGUAAUUGUCAGGAGCAACGCGGACGAUCAGGAACCGCGGGGGGACAACAACAAUAACAACAAUCGGCACAGCAACAACAACAGUAAUCCCAACGAUAAUCCCAACAACGGGAGCGGCAACGGCAACGGCAGUGCCAACGGCAACAACGUUCGGUCGUUCACCUCGACGGAAGCACAAACGGAGGUGGCGCUUCAGAAUGGGCCCGAGGUCCUCGAGGAGCUGGCGAGCGAGUCACGUGGCGCGCGUCGCCGCGAGAGGCGAAUGCGGAGACAGCAUCGCCGGGCCCUGAGGAGUUGCUCGCUCCCACCGACUUAUCCGGGUGCCGCGAACGCGGCCGUCGCGGUCGGUGCUUGCCCCGCGUCCGCGAACGCUCCCGGAGUGCCUUUGGUGCCACCUGCGAGGGGUUUUCUUCACCCGCCGCCACCUCAUCUCGGACUCAGGGGACUCAGUUUGGGCUUACCCUUUCCCGUACCUACCAGCGUUUCGGCAUUCGGCAGGGACGCAGUACCGAAGCAAUGUUGCGGCUUAGGUUCGCCACCGGUGCGUUGGUCCAUACUCGGCGUGGGAGUGGUGGGUCUGGUUUGUGCCGGUGCCGGUGCCCUUUUGGGCGCUCUCAGGGCCUCGGGACGCGAUCACAUCGCCGUGGCCCUACUCAUGAUCGGAAUAGGAGUGGUCCUGGUGAGCGUUAGCGCAGUGGCGUGGCGAGUGACCAGCCGAGAAAAUUGCGGCAGCUUCUUCGGUUUCACGGGGAUCACCGGUCGGAUUCCACCGGCGAGGCCGAUACACCCGUACGCUGCCAUGAUUUAUCCGGAAUUCCAAUUUAGAACGCCACCACCGAGUUACCAGGCGAGCAUGCAGGAGUACAGGUUACGGCUGUUGUUGCUAGACCGGCUACAGCCAACUUCGUCUCCGCCACCCACCUACAGGUCGAAUGCCAGUAGCAUCGUGGCGGCUGCUGGUGGUACUGUUCGAGAAAGUAGACCACCGAGUUAUUGCGCGCGAGGCAACGCUACGCCGAACGCGAAUCUGGUGCCCUCGAAGAAGGACGCGAAUCUCGUCAGGAUCGUUCAAACGGAGGCCGAUCCCGUAAUCCUCAGCGGCGAUCAAACGCCACCGAUAGCUGCGGUCGAGGUGCUCGCGCACCUCUAGCCCUUCGAGCUCCUUGAUCUAUCGUCUCUCUUUUCGAAGGACCCUGCUUCGCUACACUCCUCGAGGAUUCUCGAUUACUAUCGUUGGUCGUCGGAGCGUUCCGAUCGUCGCUUCGAUUCGUCGCUUAACGGAGAAUGAUUGGCGAACGAGAUACUUGACCUUCGAUUAAUUUUCGCCUAUCAACGUUCACCCCGUUCCGACGGAAAGGUAUAGAGAUAACGACGCUCCGAUGCCAAACGAUAUAAUCAUGGCCUAAUGUAGUCGGCGAUUCGUCGCGCGAAGGGAAUCGAUUCUAAGCCAUAAUACUGUCGUUCGAUGUUAGACGUUUGUAUCGUUAGUUUUAUAAGUUGUCCCUUUUUCUCCGCGCGCGUCAGGAGUUUCUUUUUCCCGACAGUAUUUGCCGCCGGUACGAAAGCGGAUGCGUCUUCUUCCGAAAAUCAAUCUUUUUCCGAAAAAUUCUUUGCGAAAAGGGAUAUACGCGUAUGUAUAUUUUGAUCGUCUUGCGUUGUUCCGCAAUGCCGAAAUGCGUCGUAUCGAACGUAUCGGAGACGACAAGAGCCCCCAAGCUCUCGACGUCAACGAACGAUCUCGAUUUUUCAUAGAUGUAGUUAUACUGCGCCAUGACGGUCGUCGCUGACCCGACAAGAUAGAGAAUUGUAUAUUUUGAAUAUAUGUGUAAUCACGUACGUCGGGUCUUAGAUUCGUUCUAAUCGCGAGUUCCUCGUAAAGUUCUACUACGUCUCGUUUUAUAAUUUCGUCUGGGUCUGAAAAUUUCACAGACACCGCGCUGCGUUGAUUAAAUCUCUAAUCGAGUUGACAAAAUAUACGAACGUACAUUUUUUCCUAAGGGAUAGAUCUUGCGUAAUAGAACUUUACUUCGGACGCGUGAAAAUAUUUUAUGUGAUGAUAGCCCAGUUUAUCGCGAUAUCGCGAAAUAUUAUAUAUUUUCACACUUGGCAGGAUCGAGCCUAGCUUGGUAUUAGAUCGGUACGACGCGUAAAGCGCGAUAAAAGGGGCGAUCGGCUGUUCGCUGAUCGAGCGACGCCCGAUGUAUUAUUAUCGUAUUAUUUAUAUUUUAUCGAUACGCGUACACGUUUUAUCAACGAUUGUGCGUCGCACCAGUUAUCCUUGUAUGAUCUUUUUAUCGAGAACUAGGAGAGUCUAGAUGGACGGUGACUAGAUGUAGUAGCGCGAGGAUGUACAACGCAGUUAAUCACUUAAACGUACUAUAGAUCGAUCGAUUCGAAAACGAUUUCUCCAUAGAUUUUUCUUCGACUUGUUGCCUGUUCGACUCGAAACACGACUCGAACGUCGAUCAAUGAAAUUUUACUCGAUUAGCGAGAUCUUACGACGAUUCUACUUUUCGAGACGGUUCGCUUUUCGCGAUUCGAAUUUUAAUAGUCUUUACGAUGAAAGUUACGAACGUAGAAUUUGUGAAUUUGAAUCUCUAUUUCGAUGUAUUAGCCGGUUACACGAUCUUUUCGAGACUAAAUCACGUAGCAACGUUUAUCGAUCGAUUUCUUUCGGUACAAUCGAACGAAUGUAAUCUCAAGAACGUUUAGAAAGAUAGCGAAGAGGGAAGAAAAGGGCACCGUUUUUCUAACGAACGUUUCACAAAAAAUCACGUAGGACGAAAGCGUCGCGUCAUUCGAAUAUAGAUUUGAUAUUUUCGUCGACUUGAUAUAAUAACUAACGCGCGAGUCGCGUUAUUUUAUAAUUAUUAACGUCGUUGUGCAUUCGUGUAUCGCAGAAACGUACCUAUCGCUUUGAAAGUUAAACGACACUAUAAAAGAAGAAAAAAAGAAAAAAAAAAGAUAGAAAACGCUUCGGUGUCGCGUGACGACG